AUUCCGGUGUUUGUAUGUGGCGGUGGGCUUUAACGGCGCUUUUCCAAGCUGUGUAAGAUAUUAUGGCUGCUAACAGCAGCACCGGUUCUGCCACCGAGCUUCCAGGACUGGAGACCCAGCGGCGGGAGAUCGACAACCUCAACCAGAACCAGCAACUCCGGGCCGGGGACAGCUGGUAUUUGUUGGACAAGAGAUGGUUUGAUCAAUGGAAAGAGUAUGUGGACACUGGGGACCAAAAUUCCUCCUCUUAUCCUGGGAAGAUUGACAACACAGAGCUCUUUGAAGAUCUGGAUUCCUACCAUCUGAAAGAGAGGUUGGUGGAAAAUGAGGACUUUGUCCUGGUCCCAGCAGAAGCCUGGCACAAACUCUUGACAUGGUAUGACAUGAUGGACGACCAGCCUCCAUUGGAAAGAAAGGUGGUUGACCUUCCCAGCACUGUUAAAGUCGAGGUCUACCCUGUGGAGGUUUACCUCUGUCUCUCUAGCAACCUGGAGAAUACUGUACCGGCACGAUUCAGUCGGGCAGACAAGAUACAUGCCAUACAUCAGAUGGUACGGCAGCAGUUUGAAGUGUCAGAUACAGCUGAAACACGAAUGUGGAUGAGGAGUACAGAUACAAGCUCGGAGAGGCUACGCAAUCUUAACAUGACUGUACUGGAUGCCUGCCUCUGCUCUGGCAUGACAGUGAUCAUGGAGAUCAGGAAUGUAGAUGGGACGUGGCCCACAUCCAGGCCUCAGAUCAUGCGGAACUCUGCUGACGAUCAGGACUCAUAUCGUGGGCCUCCAGGAGUGUGUGGGCUUACAAACCUUGGCAACACCUGCUUCAUGAAUUCAGCAUUACAGUGUCUGAGUAACAUACCACCACUGACUGAGUACUUCCUAAAGAACUUGUAUCUGGAGGAGCUGAACUUCUCCAACCCUUUAGGCAUGAAGGGUGAAAUUGCAGAAGCGUAUGCAGAUGUCAUCAAACAGAUGUGGUCAGGGAGGCACUAUUCUGUGGUUCCCCGGGUCUUUAAGACUAAGGUCGGACACUUUGCGUCACAGUUUCUGGGCUACCAACAACAUGACUCUCAGGAGCUGCUGUCCUUCUUGCUGGAUGGUCUUCAUGAAGACCUCAACCGAGUCAAGAAGAAGGAGUAUAUUGAACUCAAGGAUGCAGACGGCAGGCCUGACCAGGAUGUGGCUGAGGAAGCGUGGCAUAACCAUCUGCGGCGGAAUGAUUCUGUCAUCGUUGACACAUUCCAUGGGUUGUUUAAGUCGACGCUGGUGUGCCCAGAAUGUAACAAGGUCUCUGUGACCUUUGACCCCUUCUGCUACUUGAGCGUGCCCUUACCUGUCAGUAAAGAUAGAGUCAUGGAGGUUUUCUACGUCUCCCUCGACCCCACGGCCAAACCAACCCAGUAUCGGUUGGUUGUCCCUAAAGCUGGCCGAGUGUUUGACUUGUGCUCUGCACUUUCUCAGGCAACAGACGUCCCACCCAGCCAGAUGGUUGUGGCUGAUGUGUUCAAUCACCGAUUCUAUAAGAUUUAUCAAGCUGACGAGUUCUUAAGCUGUAUACUGGACCGGGAUGACAUAUUUGUGUAUCAGCUUAGCAGCAGCUCUGUGGACCAGGAUAGUGAGGAGGUGGUUCUGGCCAUCUACAUGCGCGAGCGCUCUCACUACAGAGAUUACGGCUCGGGCAGUAACAGUUACGGCACCUCUCUGUUCGGUCACCCGCUGCUGAUGUCUGUACCACGUGCUCAAUGCACACAAGAAGAGCUUUACCAGCUCUUACUGACAAGACUGGCGCGAUAUGUCCGUCCAGACCCCUCAGAAGAAGUAGAGGAAGAAGAAGAGGGUGAGGAUGGAGGAGAGGAAGAAGAAGAGGAAGAGUUGUACAAAGCUCAGACCAAUGGAGUUAGUGAUGAUGAGGGUGAGGAAGACUCUGAGGAGGUGGGCCCAUCCAAGAAAGAGGAAGAGCAGUCAAGGGAGAGCAGUCAAGCUGAUGGACCGAACAAUGGUCAGCCAGAAGCCAGCCUGAGCAGCAAGGGAGAGGAGAGAGCUGAGGAGUCGUUGUUAAACAGUGAACCUGACCGGGACAGCAGUACAGAGGAGGGCCAAUCGGCAUGCAGCAGCACCGACAUCAACUUCCAAGAUGCCAAUGAUGGGAAUCAAAGUGCUGGUACAGAGACCUCAGGAAAAGAGGAAGAGUAUGAAGAUGAGGAGGAAGAUGGAGAAGAGGCUGCAACUUGUGCGCAGGCAAAUAAAAGGCUUCCCGGAAGACGGCACUUCGGACAGAGGCGGAAAAAAGCCCUUUUUACGAUUCAGGCGGUGAAUUCUAAUGGCACCACAGAGCGAGGGAUGGGCGAGGCAGGCGGCAGCUUUUCUUUCAGCUCUCAGACAUACAUUGCCAUUGACUGGGACCCUGACAUGAAGAAGAAAUACUACAAUGAGAAUGAGGCUGAGAAAUAUAUAAAGCAUCAAAGCAUGGAUGUCCCUUACCAGCAGAUGACAGUACAGCUUCAGGAAUGUAUAGCACUCUUUACCACAGUAGAGACACUGGAAGAAGAAAACCCCUGGUAUUGUCCAACGUGUAAAAAGCAUCAGUUUGCCACUAAGAAAUUGGAUCUGUGGUCUUUGCCGGAGGUUCUUAUCAUUCAUUUAAAGCGCUUCUCCUACACCAAGUACUCUCGAGAGAAACUGGAGACAAUUGUGGAUUUUCCUCUGCGGAAUUUGGACUUCUCAGGUUUUCUCCUAAAGAAGAUGGUGAACAGUGCUGAACCUCCCUGCAGAUACGACCUAAUCUCUGUGUCAAACCACUACGGGGGACUCCGAGAUGGACAUUAUACUAGUUAUGCCCGGAACAAGGACAAUAGCCAGUGGUAUUACUUUGAUGACAGCAAGGUGACCUUUGCAAGGGAGGAACAAAUUGUGACGAAUGCCGCCUACCUCCUGUUCUACCAGCGCCAAGAUAAAAUCCGCCAGCCCACUGUCCCUCCACCCGUACCCUCAUCCACCCAGCCAGAAAACCACAUCACAUCGCAGACCCACGUUGGAGUGGAAGGAGCCGCUUCCUGUGUCAGCAUGGAGACUGACUGAUUUUCAUCUGUCAUUCUGUCUGCUUUUUCUUUUUCUCGCUACACUUCCAUCUUUCCAUCUCUUAUAAUUUCCUCCUUCACAAUCUAUUGAUCAUCCUUUUCCUCUCUGAUUCAUGAGGGAUUUUUUUAUUCGUUUAGUCUUACUCAACAGAAACUUGAACCUCUGCCUCUGCUCUGACUCCUACAGGAAGUGGGUGGCAGAGGCUACUCACUCAGGCUGGUGCAAGAGCAUCAUGGGGUGGGAAUGCAGAUUUUUUUCUUUUUUUUUCUUAACGACAAACUCAAGGAAAGAGGUCAGGCUGGUGGCCAGUGUAGAGAUUGCACACUGAUUUGUCUGCUUUGCUCCAGCAAUGAUGAGAAUCUGGUGAAUGAGGUUGCGCUGUAGCAGAUUUUGUGGUCAGCCAUAUUGUCGUUUGCACUGCAGUUCAUCAUCACAUGCUAACAUCAAUGCAUUUUUUUCUAUCUUAAGGUUGCUUUUCUGAGCUAGCUAAGCUGCUAUCUACAGUGAUGUUUGAUCUACAUGCACAACACUGGGCCAGGUUCCACUGCUUGACUGUUUAUGUUUUUAUGUUGAUGCUAGCAUCAGGAACCGUCAGAACUUCUGGGGUUUUUCAAUCACUUCUGGUUGUUCCAUUAGAAAUGUUUGUUUUCCAUCAAAAGUUAUGUUUUGUUUCAUCAGAAAAUGUGGUUCAUCCAUCAGAACUUCUGGUAUUCCCUUCAGAUCCUUUGGUUGUUUCAUCAGAACUUUUAGUUUUUCCACCAUAACGUUUGGUUGUUCCAUCAGAACUUCUUUUUGCUCAGAACAUUUUGUUGUUCCAUCAGACACUUUGGUUGUUCCAUUAGAACUUCUGUUUUUUCCUCAGAACUUUUGGUUGUUCCAUCAGAAAUGUAGUUUUUCCAUCAGAAACAUUUGGUUGUUACAUCAGAACUUUUGUUUUUUCCUCAGAACUUUUGGUUAUUUCAUCAGAAAUGUAGUUUUUCCAUCAGAACCUUUGGUUGUUCCAUCAGAACCUUUGGUUGUUCCAUCAGAACCUUUGGUUGUUCCAUCAGAACUUUUGGUUGUUCCAUCAGAACUUU
This is a messenger RNA of Xyrauchen texanus (razorback sucker), 4153 nucleotides long. RefSeq names its product ubiquitin carboxyl-terminal hydrolase 11-like. Gene Ontology annotation, biological process: protein deubiquitination. The record is from RefSeq and is a predicted model, not a curated record. Gene Ontology annotation, molecular function: cysteine-type deubiquitinase activity. Lineage: Eukaryota; Metazoa; Chordata; Actinopteri; Cypriniformes; Catostomidae.